Coregonus clupeaformis (lake whitefish) is the source of this 2237-nucleotide messenger RNA. It is a transcript of the gene hsd17b12b, whose product is annotated as hydroxysteroid (17-beta) dehydrogenase 12b. Gene Ontology annotation, molecular function: oxidoreductase activity. NCBI's taxonomy places the organism in Eukaryota, Metazoa, Chordata, Actinopteri, Salmoniformes, Salmonidae. The record is from RefSeq and is a predicted model, not a curated record. The transcript has 10 exons. Bases 169 to 1128 code for a protein of 319 amino acids. Gene Ontology annotation, cellular component: endoplasmic reticulum.
UAGACGCGGAAGCAAAGCCAAGUAUAAAAGCACGAGCUCAAAAUGACUGGACGCACCAUGUUCAAGAAGCUUUUGCAAUAGAUUCAUUUAUUGUAGACAGCAAUUUAUGAACGCAUACAUUUAAUCUCACAAGUUAGUUGUGAAAGCCGUGUGCGUUGUGCAAAUAUCAUGUCGUCAACCGGAGAGGCUUUGCUACGCGCCGUGGAGACACCGCUCUUCUGGAUCGGUGCGCUGACUGCGGCCUAUUUCUCAGUGUGCUCAAUAUAUCGGUUGCUGUCCGGGUUCAGAGUGUGGGUGCUGGGGAAUGGACGGUUGGUAUCACCUGCUAAACUCGGGAAAUGGGCAGUUGUGACGGGAGCCACGGAUGGAAUCGGGAAAGCCUAUGCGGAGGAGCUGGCUCGGAGGGGUUUUUCCAUUGUGCUGAUCAGCCGCACCCAGGAGAAGCUGGAUGAUGUGGCCAAGUCCAUCGAGAGCAAAUAUGGCGUUGAGACCAAAUCCAUCGCUGUAGACUUCAGUGCGUCUGACAUAUAUCCCAAGAUUGAAGCUGGUCUUACCGGGCUAGAGAUUGGUGUUCUGGUGAAUAAUGUGGGAAUGUCCUACUCCUAUCCUGAAUUCUUCCUCAACGUUCCCAACCUGGAUAGUUUCAUCGAAACAAUGGUGAACAUCAACAUCACCUCUGUUUGCCAGAUGACACGUAUGGUGCUACCUGGGAUGGUAGAGAGGAAAAAGGGGGCCAUCCUCAACAUCUCUUCUGCCAGUGGGAUGUACCCUUGUCCCCUCCUCACGGUCUACUCUGCCUCGAAGGCUUUUGUGGACUUCUUCUCCCGAGGGCUGGAGGCUGAGUACAAGAGCAAAGGGCUCCUCAUCCAGAGUGUCCUGCCGUUCUUUGUGGCCACCAAGCUGAGUAAGAUCCGGCGGGCCACACUGGACAAGCCCAACCCUGACCGCUAUGUGGCCGCAGAGCUCAACACAGUGGGGCUGCAGAGCCAGACCAACGGCUACCUGCCUCACGCAGUCAUGGGCUGGCUGACAACCGUGCUGUGCCCUGCCAGGCUCCUGAACAGCUACAUCAUGGGAUUGCACCUGGGGAUGCGCUCCCGCUACCUGAAGAAACAGAAGCAGGGUUAGAGACGAUCAGGGAAAAGGGGACGGCUCCUUCUGUUCUUACGUCAUCACGAACCAAGGACAGGGCUGUCAGACUGCUAGUGUGUUCUUCACUGAGCCCUGGCUUGGAUAAUGGUGUCUAUGGAGGAACUUCCUGGAGUUGGAACACCUUGUGUUGAAACAUUGACCAGCCACUUAAACAUAAUUCACUAAGUUAAAUUAAACUGUUGAAAUAACAUUUUCUUGUGGACAGGUAUUAGGAGCUGCUCUUGUGAGCUACGCUUUGGGGAAAAAAACGAUGCUAGUCGCCACUUAUUUCUUCACAGUAAUGUUAUAUUCUUCUUGUUGGAGUCUAGGUGAACUCAGAUAAACCAAAUAUUUAAAUAAAUGGAUUUGACUCAUUAUGAAAGUUAAUUGGCAAAGGGCAGGAAAAUAAAAGUAAUCCCUGGAUUGCUUUACAAUGGAAAAGGUUGUUGUGGGCAAAUCCUGUAUUAAUUAAUUGAAAUGAAUCUAUUAAAGGGAGGAUAAGGAAACAGCAUUAACGGAAUGGUUCCUUUUUGCAUACUGGAUGGAUUGAUGUCCAGUUUGAAGGAGGAUAUUGUGUGUCUGCUAGCAUGUCAGCAACUAGGCAAUGGGUCGAGUUAGCCGGUCUUGUUUGAACUGACUAGUUGGUCUUCAAUACAGAAGGGACACAACUUACAUGUAAUUCUCUGUUCAUCAAGGCGGUGUCCCAUUAAAAAAAAAAAAAAAAAAGAAGCAGGAAGUAGUACGCAUACUUUAGAUACAAGCUCUUUAACUGUUGAUGGGUUUAACAGGCCAGGGCAUUUACUGUUGAACCGAAUGUCUUGUCCAACUGUUUUGUCCUUCUCACCCUCAAGUCACUUUCUUCCAAGCCAGUCAGUGGUCUGUUAACAGAGGUUUCUAAUAUCAGAUUUACAUCUUACUCCAUGUGCUCACCAAGGCACACACAUUGUUAUUUGGUUGUUCUGAUGAAAGCUUUGCAUUUGAUUGUUUUAGAUGCAUUUAAGUAACAAGGUCUUUAACAUUGUGAGAAUUGUAAGGUUUGGUCGAGAGCUCUGGUAUAUUCCCAGUCUGUUGUCAUGGCCACAUCAAUAAAACACUGGUCAACCAUC